GUGCUGUCCAGGGUGCUGAAUCCUGAGCCAGGUCUUUCAAUGCAAAGCAGCCACGGUCCCAACAGCCCAGGAGGCUGCUAAAAUCUACCACACGAACUAUGUGAGAAACUCCCGAGCCAUCGGCGUCAUGUGGGCCGUGUUCACCAUCUGCUUCGUGAUCAUCACCGUGGUGGUCUUCAUCCAGCCCUACUGGAUCGGGGACAGCGUCAACACCCCGCAGGCCGGGUACUUCGGCCUCUUUCACUACUGCAUCGGCAAUGCGCUCACCUCGGAGCUCAUCUGCAAGGGCAGCGUGCUGGACUUCAGCUCCAUCCCUUCACCGGCCUUCAGGACCGCCAUGUUCUUCGUGGGCACCUCCAUGCUGCUGGUUGUAGGCACUAUGGUGUGCUUUAGCUUGUUCUUCUUCUGCAACACCGGGAACGUCUACAGGAUCUGUGCGUGGAUGCAGUUGGCCUCAGCUGCGUUGAUGGUGAUGGGCUGCAUGAUCUACCCAGACGGCUGGGACUCUCCGGAGGUGAAGAGGAUGUGUGGCCAGAGCACGGACAAGUACAGCCUGGGGAACUGCACGGUGCGCUGGGCCUACAUCUUGGCCAUCAUCAGCAUCCUGGAUGCCCUCCUCCUGGCAUUUCUGUCCUUCACCCUCGGCAACCGGCAGGACAAGCUGCUGCCGGAUGACUUUGAGUUGGAGGGAGCAGAAAACCCCUGAUGAACACGGACCUUCAGAACCAGUAAUGCAGACGUACUUUGAUGGCAAUGAAAUGUAGUUUACAUCAAACUGUUCACCUGACUUGCUUUGUUUUAUAAUGUAUUCUGCUGUUUUCAUAGUUGUAUUGACUUAUGGUUAAUUGAAAUUUGGCAGCCCUUUACUGCUUCGCAAGAACUGCAGUUUUAAUUCUGUACUUCAUGUCAAACACAGAGAAAAAUGUUAAACUCAGAGGAGAAAGCUUGACACAGUCAUUUUGUGUUGUAUGGACAUCUGUUUUAUUGUAUGGUGUGUUGUACAGUUUUGUAAAUUGACAGCUCACAUAAAGUCUAUGUUCUUGAA
Molecule: messenger RNA, 1045 nt
Organism: Siniperca chuatsi (mandarin fish)
Lineage: Eukaryota; Metazoa; Chordata; Actinopteri; Centrarchiformes; Sinipercidae
Gene: lhfpl5b
Product: LHFPL tetraspan subfamily member 5b
Exons: 4
Coding region: 128-706 (192 amino acids)
Biological process (GO): sensory perception of sound; detection of mechanical stimulus involved in sensory perception
Cellular component (GO): plasma membrane
Source: RefSeq, a predicted model, not a curated record